UACUGAUAACACUAACAUUAGUAAACACUAUGGCGGGUAUUAAGGGGUUAAUAGCGCUAGCAUUCUUGGGCUCAGUUGGAAUGACCUUUCUAGUUCUUGCAUGUGCUUUACCUCAGUUUAACAACUGGUGGCCUCUGUUUGUCAUUGUAUUUUACAUCCUUGCUCCUUUCCCUACAAUUAUAUCUCGUCGUUUUAAUGAUGAUAUGGGAUCUAGUAAUGCUUGCAAAGAGUUGUGUAUCUUUAUAACAACGGGAAUUGUCAUCUCAUCUUUUGGAUUGCCAAUUUUGUUAGCCAGAUCACCGCGGGAGCAACCUGUGAUAGAGUGGGGAGCUUGUGGAUUGAUUCUGUCUGGCAAUAUUGUUGUGUUUUUAACCAUCUUGGGCGUCUUUAUGGUCUUUGACAAUGAUGAGGUUGACUACAGCAUGUGGUGAUCGUAACUUGUUCCUGAUAAGAGCUUGAAUAUUAGUUAUAUGAAAUCAGACCAGGUUUGUCUGUAAGUUAAGGUUUGUAUGCAAAUUUGAAAGACACUUCAUGGUUGUCAACAUUAAUACUUCUUCAACAUUAUAGAUGUCUAUACAUGCAGAGUUCUAGAAAAAAUCAUGCUAAAAAUGAACACUCUACCAUGUUUCAUUGUAAGUGUAAGGUAUAUAGCUACGGCAUGCUUGUAGUGUGUUGUAAUUUCUAUAGUGAUCCAACCUUCGAGAUAUUGUUGUUAGAUAUUAAUACACACAAGUUUCUUUUAUUGUGAUAACAGAAAAAAACAAUAUUAAUUGCUUUUUUGUGAGAUUUAUAUUACUAACAUGGUAGAUCUGAAUAGCUUAUUUAAAUUAACUUGGGGAAAUACUUUAAAAUCAGUAAUUAAAAAAAUGUUAUAUUUCAAUGACAGUGUUCAUGUUUUAGAAGAACACCAUUUUCUCUAGGUAAAGAAAACAUCUUUACCAACAUGUUUGUUGUUCUAUAUCAAUGUUUCAUAAUCUUCUUAAUAACCAUUCAACAUAAGUGAAGAUAAUUUUUCAUGCAUUCUUUACCUGUAAUACUGAUAUUGAUAGUUAGUAGGCAUGAACAACUCUUAAAUGACUCACUGAUUUCAACCUCUUGAAAGCCUUAGUAAUACAGUUACCUACAAAAAAAUUAAUUUUUCACAGCAUUAUACAAGUUCCAAAAAUAUAGUUGUAAUUCUUAUGUUAUCGUGAAUGUACUUCUAAAAAAGGUAGCCAAUAGUGGGAUUAAUAUAUUAUAAAACAGCAAAAUAAGAUAACAAAUUUUAUGUUAAUUUUUAAAAUGUUUUCUGUUCUAUAUGAAAAUGCGACUCUUCAAUGAAUAUCAGGAAUUUAAAUAACUUUCUAAACUAACGUACUUUGAAAUUGCUUGCCUCACAACUCUUAAGAUUGAAUUUCUUGAUUCUUUUUUUUGGGGGAAGGGUUCUAGUUUGGUUUGUGGCAAUAGGAUAAAGAUGAAAAUAUUUAUUUACUGAUGUUUCGUAUACACCAGUCUAUUUUUUAGCAUCUACUUUCAAACAUUUUCAGUGUAUUUUAGUUUAUAGAAUCAGACUCUUUUGGAAUUUAAACUAAUAUUUCAUUAAUGUUUGUUGAUCCUAAGACAAAUGAAAAGUACCAAAUAGAAGUAGAUUUGGACAAGUACUAAACAAAGUUUCAAAGUGAUUGAUACUUCAAACUUACAAAAUAUAAAAAUACUGUGAACAAAAUAUUAAGUAUAUUUUCAUAACAUUUUUUUUUGUUUUUUAAACUAUAAACAGUUUAUCAUUAUUCUUGGAUAGUUUUUAUGGAUACAACAUGGAAAGUGGACACCGUGAUAGUAAGUGCAUCAUGAGUUGAGCCUAUUUGAUACAUGGUAAUGCUAUGUCCUGUUCCAUUGCAGUAACCCAUACAGAAGUCUCUUGAUACUCCUGAUAUGUUGAAGAAGCUGUUUAAGUUAAAUACGAGUUAAAACAUUUAUUGCAAAAUUUUAUGAAAAAUUUGUAUUACAUUCAAUUUCUAUUUCUUGUACUUGUGGCAUCUAAGAAAAUAUAGUUUGUAAAUCUUAUAUGAAAACUAGUACAAUGUAGAUUUUUAGCACUGAUUAAACAAUUUAUAGUGUAAGAUGUAACUAUAAUUAUUCUUGAGUCUUUGCCUCUGUGUGUAAAUGUUUCUAUCAGUUGCAUUCUAUGAAUAUUAGUUUAAUAUUUUUUACUUUUUUAGAUUUAUGUAAAAUAAUUCAUACACUGUAUGUAUUUAUUGAACAAUGUUUUUGAUUCAGUUGGUACUUACUUGUGUCUUGAUGCAAACAUGUUUAUGUAAUAAAUUUUAUUAAUUUCGUUAAACGUUUUCAUGAUAAAAUGAAUAAUUACUCAGAAAAUAAUUUUUUUUUAAAUAUUAAAAGACACAUUAGGAUUUUUGAAAAUUAUACUAAAAUGUGCCAAUUGAGUAAAAAUAUGCUUGUAGAACAUCAGUGUCAGUAUUGUAUUUGUUACCUUUUCAAAACAUUCUUCGCUUUGCUAUGCCAACACUUUACCUUCUAGAAACUUAUUUAUGAAUAAAAACAAAAGUUCUUAAAACUAUUUUGUAUAAGUUUUUAAACUUGUUACCUUAUUUUAACUCUUAAAAAAAGUUUCCAGAAUAAUUUAUCUGACAAAUAUUUUUUUUCAAUUAAUUUUUAAAACUACCAUCUAGUUUUGGUGGAAUGCUAGCCAAAAGACCCCAUAUCUCUAAAAUGAUCCACUUGUCCCAAAAAGUGUAAUCAGGCUGACUAUCAUGCUGUGAAUGGCAAGUAGUUGUGCUGCCAUAUAAAGAAUCUGCAUGUAUACUGUUUAUAUAAACAGUAGCUAACAAAGUGAGCAAUAUCAUUUCCAGUUUUGGCUUAUCUGUUUAAUACACACACUAAUUAUCAAUGGCAAUAAGCUCAUUUUAAAUCAUGAGAAUUACUUUGUUUUUACAUCUCCCCACUUUACUUUCCCAGCAGUUCACCACAUCGGUAAAACUUGUUGAUCAAGAGACAGUAUAAUUCAAUUGUAACGUCGUAAAAUAAACAUUACCAACAGAUAGGGGGAACAUAAUCCUCCAUGUUGUAUAAUCAGUAUCCUAGUGUAACAAGUGUUUAAAAUCUAGCCAAAUAUAGAACAGAAAUGUGAUGUCACCCAAAGCGUUUUUUACAUGAAGAUCAGAUUGCACUGUCUCCUAAAAACAUCUAUUUUUGAUUUUUAAGGUUGUCUUGGCAAUAGACAGAAUAGUAAGAUUUUGAAGUUAAACCAUUUAUAAAGUUUACUAUAUUCAGUAACUGUCAUCUGUGUAUCAAAUUAAAUGAUUUACUGUGAAGUUAAUCCUGCAUUCAUAAAUUCUGAUGGUAUAUUUUAUGACUGUAAACAUGCUGAUAUGUAUGCCUGUUGUAAAAGUUCAAUAAAAAAUAUCAGUCUAUUGUGAAUAACAA
Molecule: messenger RNA, 3423 nt
Organism: Limulus polyphemus (Atlantic horseshoe crab)
Lineage: Eukaryota; Metazoa; Arthropoda; Merostomata; Xiphosura; Limulidae
Product: leptin receptor gene-related protein-like
Exons: 4
Coding region: 30-431 (133 amino acids)
Biological process (GO): late endosome to vacuole transport via multivesicular body sorting pathway
Cellular component (GO): endosome
Source: RefSeq, a predicted model, not a curated record